Eucalyptus grandis is the source of this 1920-nucleotide messenger RNA. RefSeq lists its product as uncharacterized. The coding region runs from base 460 to 1758 and encodes 432 amino acids. The record is from RefSeq and is a predicted model, not a curated record. Lineage: Eukaryota; Viridiplantae; Streptophyta; Magnoliopsida; Myrtales; Myrtaceae. The transcript is spliced from 2 exons. Gene Ontology annotation, molecular function: glycosyltransferase activity.
AGAACAAGAAGACUAUAGCCCUCGAAUUUAAAUAAGAAAAUAGCACUUUCGAGAUUGCUACGAGGUCAAGGUGGUGGCAUCGUCCGGCGUGAUUCCUGGAUGUUGUCGACGCCCGUUGUUAAUCCGAAGAAAGCUCGAGCCGGACUCGGUCUUCCUCACUCGUCCAUGAACUCUCUCGUUUACCUUCUUCACAAGCGUCAUCUCUUUCAUGGCCCAAGCAUCAUGCCCAGAUCAAGUGGAGAUUAGAACCUCCUCGCCCCCACCGAUCCACACAAGAGCCAGCUCCUUCAAUCCAGCCAACGACCCCGUCCCACCACCGUUCUCUUCUCGGUCUACACCGCCAACUCCUUCGUCUGCAUCCUCGCCACAUGCUUCCUCCUCUUCCUCCUCUUCAUCCUCUCCCAAGUCUCCCUCCUCCAUUCUCAAUCGACUCCUUCCUCUCAAUGGCCUCUCUCCCUCAUGCACAGAUCGCAAAAGAUCAUCUUGACGACCAUCUCCGCCAUUGGUCCUGACGCAGCCACCGCCGAGAGGGCUAGUAAGCUUGAGGCCGUGGCGGAGAGGCUCCGUGAUGCGGUCACGUUCCUCCCGCUCAAGGACCUGCGCUUCGCCGACCAACCUGCCGAUGGCCACACCUGGUUCAUGAGCUCCCUCAAUGACACCAGCAUCGGUGGCGGGCCCCAGCACCUGCGCUUCCCCUCGGAGGGCUCAAAGGGCCAGGUGCUGUGCCUCAGGGGACGUGACGCGCAUGACGGCUCGUGGAACUACUAUGCCCUCGCAUGGCCUGAAGCCCUCCCGCGCAGCGCCACCUUCAUGAGUGGCCUGACUUUCGUGUCCUACAACCACUAUGACUACCACAACUUAUGGCACGGCCUGUCGACGGUGUUCCCGUUCGUGGCGUGGCACCAGGGGGAAGGUUGCCUCCGCCCGCCCGAGCGGUGGGUGCUGUACCACUGGGGCGAGCUCCGGGCCGAGAUGGGCCUCUGGCUGAGCAAGCUGAUGGAGGGGACGUUCGGCAAGCCAACAUUCGUAGAAGUGUUUGACAAAAUCAAGGAGGACAGCCCCGUCUGCUUCGAGGACGCUGUGGUGAUGAGGCAUAGCGAAGCAGGGAUGUCUAGGGAGAGGAUGAUCGAGGCCUACGACUUAUUGAGGUGCAGUGCAAGGAGAUAUUGCAACUUGAGCUCGGAGGUCAAUGGUGAUGGUAAGAGGCGUAACACGAUACGUUUGACGUUGUUACUGAGACGAAGAGGGAGGUCGUUCAGGAACGAGUCAGCUGUGGUCGGGAUUUUCCGGAGGGAGUGUGAUAAGGUCGAAGGUUGUAGGCUCACGGUGGCACACUCCGACGAUCUCAGUUUCUGUGACCAGGUGAAACUGAUGAGCAAAACGGAUGUGCUGGCAUCACCGAACGGGGCGCAGCUGACCAACCUGUUCCUGAUGGACCAGAACAGCAGCGUGAUGGAGUUCCUCCCCAAGGGGUGGCUGCGCUACGCCGGGAUCGGCCAAUUCGUGUACCGGUGGCUGGCGGGCUGGUCGGGGAUGAGGUUCGAGGGCGCCUGGUGGGACCCAGUCGGCGAGGAGUGUCCCUACCCGGAGGACGUUGCCAGGUGCUUCGACAUCUACAAGGACGGCCAGAUCGGACACAACGAGACCCAUUUCAGCGAGUGGACGGCAAACGCUCUAAGCGAGGCGAAGCUGAGAAAGAUUGGAGAGGUCGUUCCAAACAAGAAGCAAGACCCUAUUGGUGCUUGUGCUUGCGGCUGAUAAUUAUUUUCCAAUUUUUCACAGCCUACACUUUUGAUUUCUUGCACUUUUUUUUUUUGGGUGAUAUAUUACUAGGAACGCAUGAAAAUAUAUCUCACUAAAAUCUCUCUUCAUUUUUGAUUUUCUCUUGAAGUUCCAUCAAAACAGUCGAGGAAAUUGACU